Molecule: messenger RNA, 3546 nt
Organism: Solanum dulcamara
Lineage: Eukaryota; Viridiplantae; Streptophyta; Magnoliopsida; Solanales; Solanaceae
Exons: 4
Coding region: 118-3468 (1116 amino acids)
Source: RefSeq, a predicted model, not a curated record
CACUCACUCAUAACGAUCACACUGAUCAUCUUCAUUUCAGCUAAACCCCUUUCAUUACACAGCAGAUCAGAAAAAAACCGAUAACAAUCGCCGGCCGGCAGAUCGGACAACGGAAAAAUGUUGCCGCCGGAGCUUCAUCCUCGAACGUUCCGUCCUUACAUUUCAGCUUCUACCAGUGCUCCUUCUUUAUCCACAUCAUUUGAUGGCGUUUACAGUCCCGAACGGAACCCUAACGCUGUUAAUACUAGAUCUCUGAGGAACUCUAGAUUCACUCCGACGAAGUUCGUUCACAACGCUAGAAUCGCUGUCGCGUUGGUUCCUUGUGCCGGUUUUCUCCUUGACCUUGGUGGUACUCCGGUUGUUGCUACACUUACGUUAGGGCUUAUGGUAGCUUAUAUUCUUGAUUCUCUGAGUCUCAAGUCUGGUUCAUUCUUCGCUGUUUGGUUUUCACUCAUCGCUUCUCAAUUUGUUUUUUUCUUCAGCUCGUCGUUGUUUUCGGGGUUUAAUUCUGUUAUGCUCGGGUUACUUGCUGUAUCAGUUUGUAGUUUAAUUAAUUUCUUGUUUGGUGUAUGGGUAUCGCUUCAGUUCAAGUGGAUUCAAAUUGAGUAUCCGACGAUUGUGCUUGCUCUCGAGCGGUUGUUGUUUGCUUGUUGUCCGAUAAUUGCUUCUACUGUUUUUACCUGGGCAACAGUCUCUGCAGUUGGUAUGGUUAAUGCGGCUUAUCAUCUUAUGGUGUUUAACUGCAUUUUCUAUUGGCUUUUCUCAGUUCCUCGAUUGUCAUCAUUUAAAAUGAAGCAAGAAGCCAGUUAUCACGGUGGUCAUGUUCCAGAUGAUAAUCUAAUCCUUGGGCAGCUAGAAAGUUGUGUUCAUACAUUGAAUAUCUUGUUUUUCCCCCUUCUAUUUCAUAUUGCCUCUCAUUACUCGGUUAUAUUUGUCUCGGCGGCUUCUAUUUGUGAUUUGUUUCUUCUUUUCUUCAUUCCAUUUUUGUUUCAACUGUAUGCUUCGACGAGAGGGGGAUUAUGGUGGGUGACUAAAAACGAGCAUCAGUUGCAUAGCAUUCGCGUGGUGAAUGGAGCUAUUGCUUUGUUUGUAGUUGUCAUUUGCUUGGAGGUUAGGGUUGUGUUCCAUUCAUUUGGACGAUACAUUCAAGUGCCACCGCCAUUGAAUUACCUACUUGUCACUAUAACAAUGCUGGGAGGGUCAGCAGCAGCUGGUGCUUAUGCUCUUGGUAUGGUUUCUGAUGCUUUUAGCUCAAUAGGAUUCACUGCUUCAGCUGUCAUUGUAAGUGCUGCUGGAGCAAUCGUGGUGGGAUUUCCUGUUCUGUUUGUUCCACUCCCAUCAGUAGCAGGAUUUUAUUUGGCUCGUUUCUUCACGAAGAAAAGUGUCUCAUCAUAUUUUACUUUCGUUGUGCUUGGAAGCUUGAUGGUUAUAUGGUUUGUGAUGCACAAUUACUGGGAUCUAAAUAUUUGGAUAUCAGGCAUGCCUUUAAAAUCCUUUUGCAAGCUCAUUGUUGGUAGUGUUAUCCUGGCAAUGGCCAUUCCUGGUUUAGCUAUCCUCCCAGCACAAUUUCGCUUUCUGACUGAGAUUGGUUUGAUUGGCCAUGCUUUGCUGCUGUGCUAUAUUGAAAAUCGUUUCUUUAGUUACUCUAGCAUUUACUACUAUGGGUUGGAGGAAGAUGUGAUGUACCCAAGUUACAUGGUAGUCAUAACUACUUUUGUCGGUUUGGCGGUUGUGAGGAGACUUUCCGCGGACAACCGCAUUGGAUCAAAGGCUGUUUGGGUCCUAACUUGCUUAUACUCGUCAAAGCUGGCUGUGCUUUUUGUCACAUCAAAGGGAGUUUUGUGGGUGUCAGCUGUCCUCCUGCUGGCUGUUUCUCCUCCCCUGCUUCUUUACAGGGAUAAAUCAAGAACUGCCUCAAAGAUGAAACCUUGGCAAGGUUAUGCUCAUGCUGCUGUUGUUGCUUUAUCAGUUUGGUUCUGUCGUGAAACAGUAUUUGAAGCUCUUCAAUGGUGGCACGGUAGACCUCCUUCUGAUGGUUUGCUUUUAGGCUCCUGCUUCCUCUUGACGGGAUUGGCUUGUGUUCCUAUUGUUGCACUUCACUUCUCACAUGUUAUGUCUGCAAAGAGAUGCUUGGUGCUGGUGGUUGCAACAGGUUUGUUGUUUAUCCUAAUGCAGCCACCAAUCCCCUUGUCAUGGACUUACCACUCGGACGUAAUUAAAGCUGCUCGUCAAUCUGCUGAUGACAUUUCUAUUUAUGGCUUCUUCGCAUCAAAGCCUACGUGGCCCUCAUGGUUGCUUAUUGUUGCAAUUCUGCUCACUCUGGCCUCUGUUACUUCCACAAUCCCAAUUAAAUACGUCGUUGAAUUAAGGAUAUUUUACGCCAUUGCUAUAGGUAUUUCUCUUGGAAUUUACAUAUCAGCAGAAUAUUUUCUCCAGGCUGCAAUCCUCCAUGCUCUCAUCAUUGUCACCAUGGUUUGUACUUCUGUAUUUGUUGUUUUUACUCACUUCCCAUCUGCUUCAAGCACAAAGCUUCUGCCAUGGGUAUUUGCACUUCUUGUGGCUCUCUUUCCUGUGACAUAUUUGUUGGAGGGACAAGUCAGAAUAAAUAAAAGCAUCCUUGGAGAUAAUGCAGUGCAAGAUAUAGGGGAAGAAGACAGCAAACUGGCAACCCUUCUGGCCGUUGAAGGUGCAAGAACUUCUCUUCUUGGCUUAUAUGCUGCAAUCUUUAUGCUCAUUGCGCUUGAAGUGAAGUUUGAACUGGCCUCGCUGAUGCGAGAAAAGGUAACAGAUAGGGGUGUAGUUAGGCACAGCCAUUCAGGUCAAAGUAGCUCUACUAUUGUUCCCCCAAGAUUAAGGUUCAUGCAGCAACGCAAAGCCUCUGCUGUUCCAUCCUUUACAAUCAAGAGAAUAGCUUCUGAGGGUGCCUGGAUGCCUGCCGUUGGUAAUGUUGCCACAAUCAUGUGCUUUGCUAUAUGCCUGAUCUUGAACGUCAAUCUCACCGGUGGCUCAAACCGUGCUAUUUUCUUCUUGGCACCUAUCUUGCUACUGCUUAAUCAAGAUUCUGAUUUUGUUGCGGGUUUUGGGGACAGGCAAAGGUACUUCCCUGUUGUAAUAGUCAUCUCUGCCUACUUGGUGUUAACUACCAUGUAUAGCAUCUGGGAAAAUAUAUGGCAUGGGAAUGCAGGGUGGGGAUUAGAUGUGGGAGGUCCAGAUUGGUUUUUCGCGGUCAAGAAUUUGGCACUUCUCAUUCUAACAUUUCCAAGUCACAUCCUUUUUAAUCGCUUCGUCUGGAGCUACACAAAACAGGCUGACUCUAUGCCAUUGCUGACAAUACCUCUUAAUUUGCCAUCAGUUUUGAUGACGGAUAUUAUCAAGGUUAAGAUAUUGGGACUCCUUGGAGUUAUAUAUUCUUUAGCCCAGUAUCUCAUCUCUAGACAACAAUAUAUUUCAGGAAUGAAGUAUAUUUAGACGAACAUCAAAAUUUUGUACUAUAUGUUCUUGGAAAUUUUCAAGUGAGGAAUGAAAUUAAAGAUCUUCUUGCUGUUA